GAUAAGAAAUACAUUUGGGGAUUACAAUAGAAGGAAAAAGAUGAUGCCGUGGGAAGCUCGUUGUUUACUGAUUAUUCUGUUAGGUUUUUCUGGCAAAAUAUUCAGUUAUGUCAAAGUUCAGCAGCCUCAAAGGCUUCUUUUGGAUACCGAUGUUGAUGUGGAUGAUAUCUUUGCUCUUUUGUAUCUACUGAAACAGAACACAUCGGAGAUCAAAUUAGAGGCUAUCACAAUCAGCACCAAUUCGUGGACUGAUGCUGGACAUGCUGUGAACCACAUAUACGAUAUCCUCUACAUGAUGGAUCGUGAUGAUAUUGCAGUUGGAGUUGGAGGUGAUGGUGGCAUUUCCCCAAAUGGUACUAUACUCCCAAAUGUUGGUGGAUAUCUUCCUAUAAUUGAUCAGGGUAUGUCAACAACAGGAGGUUGUCGAUACAGACAAGCUAUUUCUGGACGGCUACAUAUAAAUACUAAUAAUGGCAUGCGUAAAGGUUUUCUUCCUCAGGGGACACAGAAGUAUUCUCCUCUUCAGCAACCAACUAUACAACAAGUGAUGAUUGAUACAAUAUCAAAAGGCCCAAUAUCUAUAUUUCUCCUUGGAAGCCAUACAAAUUUUGCCAUUUUCCUUAUGAGUAAUCCUCAUUUGAAGAAAAAUAUCAAACACAUCUAUGUGAUGGGUGGUGGUGUGAGAUCAAAGAAUCCAACAGGUUGUUGCCCAAAGAAUGCAAGCUCAUCAUCUUGCAAGCUUACACAAUGUGGAAACCGUGGUAAUUUGGUUUUUGGUUAUUCUAGCAAUCCAUAUGCAGAGUUCAAUAUGUUUUCAGAUCCUUUUGCAGCAUACCAGGUUUUCCAUUCUAGAAUUCCUAUCACCCUCAUUCCCUUGGAUGCAACAAAUACUAUCCCUAUAAAUGAGAAUUUUUUCACUGAAUUUAAACAUAGACAACAUACAUAUGAGGCACAAUAUAGCUUCAUGACCUUGAAGAUAAUUCGUGAUACUUGGUUCGACGAUCAAUUCUAUACGAGCUAUUUCAUGUGGGAUCUCUUUGCAGCUGGUGUAGUUGCAUCAAUAAUGUGUAACCUGCAUAAGAAUAAUGGAGAAAAUGAAUUUGCUGAGAUGAAAUAUAUGAAUAUAACUGUAGUUACUUCAAAUAAACCUUAUGGAAUAUCUGAUGGCUCAAAUCCAUUCUUUGAUGGCUUUUCAAUUCCAAAGUUUAAUUUGAAAAAGAAUGGAGUGCACAAUGGUCAUGUUCAAAUGGGGCUUCAAGAUCCAUUUUGCCUUGUGAAGAAUGCAAAAGGGAGAUGUGAGGAUGGUUACACAAAAGAGGAAACAGGUCAAGAGUCUGUGCAAGUUCUUGUUGCUACAAUGGCAAAACCAAAUAAGGAUAUUGAAAGUACACUUGACAAAGAAUUUUACAGAAGCUUUUUGGAUGUUUUAAACCUCCCUCAAUAUACUGGAAAAUUUAAUUUUACAAAUCAAUUUCCUUAUUACAAAGAAGUUCUAUACAAGCCUAAUCUUGGAAGAAAAAAAUUGGGAAAACCUAUUAUAUUUGACAUGGAUAUGAGUCUUGGAGAUUUUCUUUCUCUCAUCUAUCUCCUUAAAGUAUCUAUAGAAAUUAUCAAUCUCAAGGCAAUAUUUGUGAGUCCAAUUGGAUGGGCAAAUACUGCAACAAUAGAUGUCAUCUAUGAUGUAUUGCACAUGAUGGGGCGUGAUGACAUCCCAAUUGGUUUAGGAAAUGUAUUACCUAUGGAUGAUCACCUAAUCACAAAUACUAUUGAUUGCAAUUACAUCAAAGCUAUACCAAAUGGUAGUGGUGGAUUUUUGGAUUCUGAUACACUUUAUGGGUUGGCUCGUGAGUUGCCACGAAGCCUUAGAAGGUACACUGCAAAAAACUCUAAGAAAUUUGGAGCUCCUAGAGAUACUGAUCAUCCAGAAUAUAGACAACCAUCAGCAAUGGAAGUUUGGAAGUCUAUUUUGGAGAGAAUAGAUCAUAAACAGAAGAUUACAGUACUGACUAAUGGACCUUUAACUAAUUUAGCAAACAUUAUUAUAUCAGAAAAGAAUUUGAGCUCCAUGAUUCAGGAUGUAUAUAUAGUUGGGGGACACAUUAGUUGUGGUGAAAGUGAUGAAGGAAAUGUCUUCACUAUUCCUUCAAACAAAUAUUCAGAAUUUAACAUGUUCCUUGAUCCUUUUGCUGCAAAGAUAGUCUUUGAAUCAGAUCUCAAUAUCACACUCAUUCCACUUGGGGUUCAACGACAAGUCAGUUCUUUCCCUAAGAUUUUAGAAAAGUUGGAGGUUGUGAGGAGGAAGACACCUGAAGUUGUUUUUGCCCAUCGCUUGCUCUCAAAGCUAUACAGUUUGCAACAAAAGCAUCAUAGAUACCAUCAUAUGGAUAUAUACUUGGGAGAACUUCUUGGUGCAUCAAUCAUGGCUGAUUACAAUCCUUAUCUGAACCAAACCUUUCAAGUGAAGGCCAUUAAAGUAUUUGCUACAGGUGAUGAAUCCAAAGAUGGACAAAUUGAGAUCGAUGAAAAGCAAAGAUCAUCAGUGAAAAUAUUAGAAAGUGUAGACUUCAUGGCAUAUUAUAAAGACUUUGCAAAUUUGCUUGGUCAUAAAAAUCAAUCUGCUGUGAUUGGUAGUUUCGAUGAGCAAAAGAGAAUAUGGAGUUCACCACCAAACCAAACUAGGACCAUUCACAAGAUGUAAAUUCUCUUUUCCAAAAUGCUUUGAAGACUUUUGCUGUUGU
This is a messenger RNA of Telopea speciosissima, 2738 nucleotides long. RefSeq lists its product as uncharacterized. The coding region runs from base 41 to 2698 and encodes 885 amino acids. The record is from RefSeq and is a predicted model, not a curated record. Gene Ontology annotation, molecular function: hydrolase activity, hydrolyzing N-glycosyl compounds. NCBI's taxonomy places the organism in Eukaryota, Viridiplantae, Streptophyta, Magnoliopsida, Proteales, Proteaceae. The transcript has 14 exons.